AUGUUUGCCCCCAUGUACAACGAACUGAUCGGGUACUCCGCUGCUUUGGUUUGCAUGCAGAGGCUUGAGUCUCGGCACAGCGUGCUGAAACGUAUGUUGUCAUUUCGCUUGCGGCAGAAUCCUGCUACCUUGAGUGCCUCCAUUCGGCGGCGCCAGAAUCGAGAUUUGGAGCAGCCAAAGUUCCAGCAGAAUUUAGUCGAGUAUUUGUCGAGUAUCGGAGAACUGUAUCAGGGCCAGUGGUCCUGCAAGACACAAUUGCUGGCCCAAGUGGGCAAAGAGAGCGCAAUGGCAGAGCAUGCUCCUUUGACAGAUUUGCGACAGAAGAAGGAGGCCUUUGCUGAGAGUCUUGCUUUGCUUUGUCGGGGCGAGGCGCAAGCUGAUGAUCAGCUUGCCAUUAUGAGGGAACAUGUCAAAGCCACUCUGUUUAAAGGCCAGUGCUACGCAUUGCGUGGCAUGCUGAAGCCAUGCACCUGGACAUAUUUCCGAAUGCUGAGUACCAACCCGGGUUCGAUCAUGACUUUGCAAAGAGCGUGCCAUUUGGCGUCAGAUGCUUGGCAACAGUGCGUGGCAAUCGAGGUCCUGACCGGGUCGGUCGAAGAUGAGACCUCCGAGAGACCGGCAAUCAAAGUCUAUGUGACAGAUCAGUCGGUGAUGUCCGUGCCCAUGUCCGAAAUGUUCAAGCCAGAGUGUGACAUGCAGUGUCUGCAUACCUUUACAGAGGUUGUGUCUCGCUGCUGUUUCUGCAACAGCUUUCUCGACGAGAUGUUGGGUGACAUAGAGGAUCAACGUGCCUUGCCAGACGAAGAUACGCUGUCUGCGAUCAAGGCAGUUGCGUCCGCUGCCAUAUCUGGAGGCUGCACCGUGCGUGAGGUUAGCACCAACGAUGUUGCCCACGAGGCUGCCAUCGAGUGGAUGACGCAGCAAAGCAUAGUGAAUCAGAAUGGUUUUCUGGAUGAUGCUUUCGUUACUGUUGCAACUCAUUUGGCGAAGCCAAUUGCGGCUGAUGUCAGUGAUUCACGAUUCGCCAUCUGCAAGUACUUGCUCCAAAACGGGUGGAAGCCGGCUGAAAGUGCAGGCGCAGCAUCCCUUGCAACGAAGACGUUCAAUGCAGCUGCACCUUUGGAAUACUUCUUGCUGCUGCGGCAUUACGAUGGCUUAUUGCUCAGAUAUGACGAUACUUUCGGCUUUCGUCACACACAGCUGAAAUCCUUUUACGAUGCUUUGUUGGCCAGUUUCAAGAGAGAGAGAGCAGAGGAAGACGAUUUGGACUAUGUUGCCUCCAACCAGAAGGCAGACUUCUACAAAUCCUUGUCCGACUUCUUUGCAGGACGCAGCGCUGACGAUCCACGUGCAGUGGCCGGCUUGCUUCAUCCGAAGUCUCGAACCAGAGGGCCCAACAAACCCAAACCCAAGUCCUCCGCGACUGCUCCACCGCCGCCGGCACCAGCGCUCAUUCAGGUGGCGAUGCCACAGCAGAUUCCUUCAGCGGUCCCAGGCCCAAGUGCAGAAGAGCCUCCAGACCCCGAGCCGGAAGAGCGCAUGCGUGUCCUGUGCGAGCAGUUGCCCACGCUAACUGCAGCAGCACCUUCCGGCGGCGACGUACCAGAUGCUGAAGAUGAGCAGGAGCUGAUGGGGGAGAGUGUGCAGGACGAUCGGGGCCAGCGUGACCAGGAAGGGCAAGAUGACUUCGCAGGUCAAAGCGCUACAUACCAGCAUGUGCACAAGAAUCGAGACUUGUUCUGGGAUGUUGAGCAGUUGAGCAGACAGAAAGCGUUGGACGUGUGCGCGGAGCUCGGGCGCUCCUACCAUCGGAUAGAUCCUGGGACCCGAGUGGCUCGGCUGUGCGAGCUCCUGGACAUACUUGCCGACAUCUUCGCCUCCGGCAAUGCAGACACGCCAGAGAAGCAGGUGAACAAGGCCCUCGAUAUCAUGGACCGGCGCGGCCGCCGAUGCCAGAAGUGCAGGAAAGUCGGCUAUGCAGACGAGUGUGUGUUCGGUGACAUCAUGGACAUGGUGCCCCCAGAAGUUGCAGAAGCGAUGCUCGGAGCACUACGCGACGAUGGUUUGGCCACACGUCGCCUUUCCCUCCAGUUCAAUCGGAGGCUGAACUACGAUGAGGUGGCAGAGCUUUUGUUUCCGGAUGACGUGCUGCCCUUCCCGGGAAAUGGAUCACAGCUUACAGUUUGCGUGGCUGGCUCACCGUGUCCGGAUUGGAGCAAAUUCGGAAAACGUGCCGGUGACAGCGGGGACAGCUCAGCUUCGGAAGAUGAAAACUCGGUUGACAACGGCAAGAAUUUGUGUUGCCACUGCUUGCAGGUGGUUACCGCUGUGGAGGCUGUUGUGCGGGGCAGGGCAUGGGCCUGCAAAAGAUGCAAUGGAGCAAGGGUGGCCUUGGAAAGACACUACAAGGAGACAAACAGAAUGCACCUGUGGAUGCAUAUGGGGCGCGAGGAAAAGAACAAUGUGAUCAUUUCAAACAAGUUCAAAAGCCAGGGGCAAGGCAAGAAGUUCCCCAUCAAGAUCGCCGAGGAGGUGGUCAAAGAAGACUCGAUGGAGCUGAAUCAGCAGAAGAAUUGGGUCAACAAGUUGCAGUUUCGCCGAGAGGCGAAGAAGCGGUGGGGAAUGAACAAGGCUCAGGCCAAAGCAAAGUGGCAAGACUUCUUGGCGGAUCCGAAGAUGCCCAAAGGGCGUGAUCAGAUGAAUUGGGUCACCAUGACCAAAGGGGCGCGCAAUCUGAAGCACACGCAAGCCAUGAAGAAGACAGAGAUCAAGAACGUCACAGACGAUGAUCUCUUCGACAUGGCCCACUCAGGUAUGGAUCAAGGCACUCUGCACCGAGACACCAGCAUCUUUGAUCGUAUGCAAGACUUCCUGGAGUCGUCUUGCCUGGAGAUGGGGAUGGCCGUCAAGACUGGGAAGGCCAAAGCAAAACCCAAGUCCAAAGCGCUGGGAGCCAAACGCCGCCCGGGCGAUGGACUUGAAGCGGAUCAGAGGCCAAAGAAGCAUCGCAACCAGGAUGCUCAGAGGGAUGUGGACCGCAUUGCAGCCCUAAGACAGCGACGGAAUUUGUGCGACAGCUUGGCCGCUUUGCGGAUGCGUUAUCGCAUGGUCAACAAGCUGCUUGAUUUCUUCAAGGAAGCCGGCCCGGCCCUGGCAACGAGCGCAGAGCCUGCGUUUAUCGCAGUUGAUGACAAUGCGUCAUUGCUGCAGGGGCAGAUUGUGCGGAUGGUUCUGAACCUGCCCGAGCAGGAUGCAGGGGAUCUCUUGGAUGGCAUAGCAAACAAGCCCGAGGAGCUUGAAGACGACACAUGCAGCCACGAGACCGCUCAAGCGAUGCACAAGGCUGUCAAUAUGGUCUUGGAUGUGAUGGAAGCCGGGAAGACUGGCAAGAAGCAGGACCUGCACCUGUAUGAGAAAAACAUCAACCAGUUGAUCUCAGCCUGCUACGUGGGUGAUGCUGAGGCUGCCGAAAAAGGUGACGACAGCCAGCUCGAAGGCGAUGGCGACGAGAAUGGAGAAUCUGAGGAGGAGAAGGAGGAUGACCCGGCGGUGCUGCCAUUGCAGGGCCCCUUGCAUCUCCCGCAAGAGGCUGCCGGUUACGAAAGUCCGCAAGGAUGGCACGUCCUCGCCACUGGAGUGUCAAGGCUGGGCGACGUCAAGAACGCAAUUCGCUUCGUGAGCGUCCCUGGCCGAGAAGUCCCGACUUUGCAGGAGUUGCGAGCUUGGGUGGGGCCAUUCCUCUUCGACGGCCCCAUAAAGAUUGAGACGGAGAAGGAUUACGCGAACGUGAUGCAGGAGUUCGAGCACUUCGCGAGCUCCGGCAGCGACCAAAAGCUACUGACCGAGCACCUCACCAAGAUGGACAUCAAGGGGCCAAGACCAAAGGAACUACUCUUCGAAAAGGACCUUGGCACUGGCCCUGGAGCAAGUCUCCUCAUGGAGUCGUUCAGGAUUGCAGAGGAGUUCAAAGUCCAAGAUCUUCGCAGCCAAGGCGACUGCACAGACGAGGAAGUGUUCAAACGCCUGUUCUGCCUGCGGUUCAACCGCGCGAGGCCUCUCCACCACAUGGUUGGAGUGAACGAGUGCAUGCUGGGAAGGACAGUAUCUGUGAUGUCCGGUUGUCGCUUUAUUUGUGGCGUCGGCUUUGCAGAUUUGGCUGACUACGACGAAAAGUUCUGCGCGAACAACAACCCGGACGCCGGCCCAUCCUUUGUUCGGGUCUGCGAGCGGCUGGUGCAACUGGAUGCAAGCGCUCUGUUCGAUUUGUCGGGCUGGGUUGUGGUUUUGAAGCCUGGGCAGGCUCUUCAGAUUCCCCCUGGCCACCUUACCGCUGAGACCAACAUGACCGAGACUUCCGCAAUGGCGGGGUGGAGCAGCGUGCCGCUGCGUUACCCUCAUGUGGACAUGGUUCUAGAUUGGGACCGACAUUUGACAAGUGCCCUUCACUUGUUGCAGUGUGACAUUUCUUCCGGCCGGUUCGACAACAACCGGCACUUGAACAGUUGCCAGAAACACCUCAGUUUGGGAAAGACACAGCUGUUGCCUUGGGUUUCAAAGAUGGGCAUGACCGUGGAACCGUCGGUGACGCCCGAGAACGACAAGCCGACGAUGCAACAACAGCAGAGGCUCCUUGUGGUGAAGCAGGAGGAAGGGGCGGACACGUCGCGAGACAUGGGUGAGCGCACGAGUGCAGCGGAGAAUGCUUCCGAUGACGAAGAGGUCAUUUUCGUUUCGGAGUCUCUUGCGCAGGAUUCAGAGCCGAAGCUUCCGGACACGCAGGAUGCACAAGCAGAGGACCAGCUCGUUGAUGAGGAUCCAGAGCCAAAGCUUCCGGACACGCAGGAUGGACUUGCGACGAGGGCCAAGGAUUCAGAGCCGAAGCUUCUGGACACGCAGGUUGUAGCUGUCAAGGAUCCAGAGCCCAAGCUUCCGGACACACAGGAUGCAGCGGAGGAUUCAGAGAAGGUUCCGGACACGCAGGUUGAAGAAGGAGUCCAGGAUCCAGAGCAGAAGCUUCCGGACACGCAGGUGGCAGCGGAGGCCAAGGCUCAGCAGGCGGACGAGAAAGAGGCGACACUCGCUUUGCCGCGGACAGAGGCCGGUUCUGGAGACCGCGGUCUUCCCCGUCCUUUGGCUACGGUGCCAAAUGGACCAUGUGAGGCCACCAAGGCUUUGCAUGAAAUGAAGCAGCAACUGGCUAUGAAAUCGUAUGCGCAGUCCACACCAUCUUCUUGCCCUGGCGGGCAGAUGGAGCAGCUGACACCAUCGUCGGCCAAAAAGAUGGACCCCGUGCACAUUCAUGACGAUGACGACGACGAGGGGGAAGACAGCGAACGCACUGUCCGCCGUGCUCGUUCUCGCGGCCGUGGCCGUGGUCGGGCGGCCAAGGCGAAGGCAGCAGAGCGUGCAAAGGGUUCGAAAGCAACAGCCAAGGCAAGGACCAAGCCGGCAGCUAAGGCUAAGAAGUGA
Symbiodinium necroappetens is the source of this 5469-nucleotide messenger RNA. The record is from the annotation of a GenBank genome assembly. NCBI's taxonomy places the organism in Eukaryota, Dinophyceae, Suessiales, Symbiodiniaceae.